Messenger RNA from Polistes dominula (European paper wasp), 2241 nucleotides. RefSeq names its product cap methyltransferase 2 (gene aft). Gene Ontology annotation, biological process: methylation; 7-methylguanosine mRNA capping. Lineage: Eukaryota; Metazoa; Arthropoda; Insecta; Hymenoptera; Vespidae. Gene Ontology annotation, cellular component: nucleus; cytoplasm. The record is from RefSeq and is a predicted model, not a curated record. Gene Ontology annotation, molecular function: methyltransferase cap1 activity.
UUUAAAUGAAUAUUUUCUUCGUCUUUAUUUUAUUGAUAAAAAGUAAAUAACAAAGAAUCAAAUAUGACGACAAUUGAGGAAACCAUUUUAAUGAAUAAAAUUGAUUCUUGUAUUAAUGAAUUAUUUAGUAAAACUUUUUUAUUAGCUGAGAAAGAAAAUUAUUCUUUACCUAGUCCGGAUAGAAUGUUUAAAGAAAGUCCAUGGUACAUCAAAGAAUUACAAACCUUUAAGGAACAGUUGAAUGAAGUGAAAAAUCGUUUAAAUGGUUUUCCUUUGGGUAUGUGGCACAAACAUACGAAUAACAGAAAUAAGGCAGGACAAGUUUUGUAUCACGUAAAGAAAAAUAUUGAACCAGAAUUACUUACUCAAGCAUGGUGCAAAUUUUAUGAAAUAUUAAGCUCUUUACACUUUGUACCAAAAAGUGCAAUUCAAAAGAAUAAUAAUAGUUUUACUUCGGUACAUUUAUGUGAAGCACCUGGAGCUUUCGUCACAUCUUUGAACCAUUGGUUGAAGACAAAUACUAAUUUCAAUUGGAAUUGGUUAGCUACUACUUUAAAUCCAUAUUACGAAGGAAAUUCUUCAUCUAGUACAGUUAUUGAUGAUCGUUUUAUUAUAAAUACAUUAAAUCAUUGGUAUUUCUAUGAAGACAACACUGGAAAUCUAAUGGAUUUGAAGAAUUUAAAUUUCUUUGUAAACCAAGCUAAAAUUAAUGACAACAUAUUAUUAAUCACCGCUGAUGGAAGUAUUAAUUGUAUGGAUGUACCAGCCGAACAAGAAGCAACUGUAUCUAAAUUACAGUAUUGUGAAAUAGUCGCCGCAUUACAUUUAUUAAAUAAAGGAGGAAGUUUUUUAAUUAAAAUAUUUACUAUUUUUGAGUACACUUCGGUAUGCUCACUUUAUUUAUUAGCUUGUUGUUUUAAUACAUUGUAUAUAACCAAACCAGCUACAAGCAAAGAAGGAAAUUCGGAAACUUAUGUCGUGUGCAUAGAUUUUAAAGGACCAGAGUAUAUAGCACCUUAUUUAUCAACAUUAAAGAAGUAUUAUGAAACUGUUGCUAAUACAGCUAUGUUUUGUAAAGAAGAUAUUCCUUCGAAUUUUAUAGAAAAAAUAAUCAAAUGUAGUCAAUUUUUCAAAGAGCAUCAAGUACGUGCUAUAACAGACAACAUAACAUCUUUUAUAUCUGACGAAGAAGUUGACAACAUAUGCGACAUCAAAGUUAUACAAGAACUUGUUGCUAAGAAAUAUUUGAAGCAUUGUAACUUACAACCUCUACCAAUUGACUGUAAAAUCAUGAAGAAAAAUAAGUUAUAUAAUCUUAUUUUUAAUCUUGCUAAAGUACAAUCAAACGAAUCAUAUGAUAUGCGUUGUGAAAAAGCAAACAGAUCACCAGUGCAACGUUUAAUCGAAUAUCGAAAUGAAAUAAAUGAGAUUUACAGUAGAGUAUUGAUGAGCGAACCAUAUGAAUUUCAGUUUACCAAUCAACAUAUAGCUUUAGAAUUCUGCACAGGGAAACCAUUCUGUAGAGUAUUUAAUUCGAAAUUUUACAAUAUAAGAAUUCUAAAUAUGCAAAACGAAAUAGAAAAUAUUUUAGAUGAAUUGCAGUUAAAAAAUUAUUCUUUUCCUUCAGAUGAAGAUACAGUGAAUUUAUUACAAGAAUUACAUAUAACUUCAAAUUAUUUAACAUUGUGUUUACAAUACACAAAUCUUAAUUAUAAUUCAACACUUAUUUUUCAAAUUUAUGAACUAUUAUAUACUCUUGUAAUUCAUGAAAAUCUUGUAUUAAUUGGUUAUUCUUUAUUAACACGUUUAAAUAUUAGUCUACUUUAUCUUUUAAAUUACACGUUUGAAUCUAUGGAAUUGAUACCUCACGAAAAAGUAGGUUGUUUAAUAAUCUUGAAAAAUUAUAAAAAUAAUCCAAACAUAUUUAAAAUGUGGGAGAAAAUUGUUCAAAUUAACAAGAAAUUACAAACAGAAGGAAAAACUGUUUUGUCUUUAAUUCCAAUAUCGCAUCUAUGUGAUUGGGAAGCAUAUAACAAGAUUGUUGAGUGCAAUCACUGGAUUUUUAAAACAUAUUUUAAUUAUAUCAUAAAUAAUGCGUUGGACAUUAUUACUGUAUGUUAGAUUCAUUUUAAUCUGACAAAAAUCUUAUAAGAAAAACUCCUAUAAAACAUAUAAUAAAAAUAAUAUGUACUUACGAAAGAGAUGACUUUUACUGUAUAUAGAAAUUGUAUAUGUAUAUAU